Drechmeria coniospora is the source of this 837-nucleotide messenger RNA. RefSeq lists its product as uncharacterized. NCBI's taxonomy places the organism in Eukaryota, Fungi, Ascomycota, Sordariomycetes, Hypocreales, Ophiocordycipitaceae. The record is from RefSeq and is a predicted model, not a curated record. Bases 1 to 837 code for a protein of 278 amino acids. The transcript has 2 exons.
AUGAUGACCGCGUCGCCGGAUUAUGCCAUAACGAAGCCGGGCAUGGCGCACUACCUGACACGGAAGCGCGACAAACCACUACGAACCUAUGGCAAACCCUGGACCGUGACGAAUUUUCCACGCGGCGGCGAACCAAUGCCGAAGAGAAUACGGCAGCUCGAGGAGAAUGAAACAGCGAGAGCCUGCACGAGGUCGAAAAAUGAUCCGGCGUUGGACGAGGCAGCUGUCGGUUCACAGGGCGCGGCAAGGCCCCGGAGGCCAACUGGGGAUGGCUCGAAACGCGCGACGAUCCUAGGCUACUUCCAACCAGUACCGCCACCAGGCCAGCAAGCUGUACAGUCGAGGGAAAAGGCGGAAAGCAAAGGCCAUGGGUCACCAUCGCGGAGCCAUACGAAGCGUAAGACCCGACUGCUCCGGCUUCGAGCCCCCUCGUCUCCACUGAGCGAUGGCCCCGACAGCACGACGACCGACAAUGACGGCAACGAGUCGAGAAAGCGAAAGUUGAGCGCCGAAAGCGAUGCGAGAGGUUGCAACGACGAACACAAAGGGACGAAACGAAAACGUCGCUUACAAGAGACGGGGGACACCUUCGCCAACCAAGCCUGUCUUGAUUUGGAGACGGUCAAGACGGCCAAAGGCAAGGCAGACUACGCGGCGAAAGUGAAGCGGGCUCCGUCGAUCCAAACGACGCUAAACAUAUCCACGCAACCCGCCUUUGCCGAGUGUCGCGUCUGCGAUACGGUGUGGAAUCCGCUCUACCCAGACGACGUCAAAUAUCACUCAAAGCGUCACGCCGUAGUGACGAGGGCACGGAGGAAGGCGGGUGGUGGAAUCUAG